UGUACGCAUUUAGCGCAGCCUUGGCGGUCUGGAGAACUCCCAAUAUGUAUUCUCGCGGCGACAGCACAUAUCGCGUUCUCAAACAGGGUGGUCUCUAGCUAGCUAGCUACAUCAAAAACAAGAGCUUUCAAAAUCAAGUGUCAAGCCUUCCAUGUCUGAACAGAAGUCCCCAGGUUCUGGUUGUGGUGUUCCAGCCCAGAGAAGCUCACAGCAGGGUACAGAUGGUCUCAGUGAAGCUGGAGGACUGUAGUCAACCACUGGAACUCAAUGUGAUAGUCAAAGAGGAGGAGGAGAGAGGAAUCAAGGAGGAGAGAGAAGUAAAAGAGGUUGAUCAGAGAGCAGUCAAAGAGGAGGUGGAGGAGAGGGAAGUCAAAGAGGAAGUAGAGAUGGCAGUCAAAGAAGAGCAUGAGAGAACAGUCAAAGAAGAGCAUGAGAGAACAGUCAAAGAAGAGCAUGAGAGAACAGUCAAAGAAGAGGAGGUAGUAAUAAAUAUCAAAGAAGAGGUGGAGGAAAGAUCAGUGAAAGCAGAAGAGAACAAGGAAGGAGCUGCUCAACAUCUAGGAACUAAAGAAGUAGAUAGUAUCAGUGACCCAGGAGAGAGCUCCAACCCAGGUUCAGACAGUGAGCCCAGUUCCACAGCAUCAGGAAACCAUAAACAACGCAGACGGAGGAACACAAGACAGAAACAUCACUGCAUGGACUGCUUCACUAGUUUCUAUGAUCCAGAGGAGUUGAGAAGGCACACUUGUAGGCCCCGCUCCUGCUCAGAUUGCAGAGACAGUUUUAUUUGUCCGAUUCACCUCAAAUCACACCAACAAAGUCUCAAAAUAAAGAAGAUGUACCCAUGUGGUCAAUGUGGGAAGAGAUUUCAGACACCAAGCAGCUUGAAGAUGCACCAGAUUACUCACACAGGAAAGAGGUCGUACCACUGCUUUCAGUGUAGGAAGACUUUCGGUUGGUCAUUCAAUUUGAAGAGACACCAGAAAAUACACACAGGGGAGAAACCUUUCCACUGCUCCCAGUGUGGAAAGAGCUUCAGUCAGACAGGAGACCUAAAGAAACAUCAGAGAAUACACACAGGAGAGAAGCCUUACCACUGCUCUGAGUGUGGGAAGAGCUUCAGUAUAGAAGCAAAUCUAAAGGAGCACCAGAAAAUACAUACAGGAGAGAAGCCUUUCCACUGCUCCCAAUGUGGUAAAAGCUUCAGUCGGUUAAGAGAACUAAAGAAACAUCAGAGAAUACACACAGGGGAAAAGCCAUACAGCUGUGAUCAGUGUGGGAAGAGUUUCAGUCAAACAGGAGUCCUAAAGAGACACCAGCUAACUCACACAGGAGAAAAACCUUUCAACUGCUCCCAGUGUGGGAAGGAUUUCAGUCAGUCAUCACUUUUGAAGAGACACCAGCUAACGCACACAGGAAAGAAGCCUCACCACUGCUCUCAUUGUGGAAAAAGUUUUAAAUUGGAAGGAAGCCUUCAGAGUCAUCAGAGAAUACACAAUGGAGAGAAGCCCCACCACUGCUUCCAAUGUGAGAAAGCUUUCAGUCAGGCAGUAGACCUAAAGAAACAUCAGAGAAUACACACAAGGGAGAAGUCUUUCCACUGCUCUCAGUGUGGGAAGACUUUCGGUCGGUCAUUAUUUUUGAAGCGACACCAGAGAAGACACACGGGGGAGAAGCCUUUCCACUGCUCCCAAUGUGGGAAGACCUUUAGUGAAAAAGGAAAUCUAAAGCAACACCAGAGAAGACACUCAGGAGAGAAACCGUACAGAUGUGAUCAGUGUGGAAUUUGUUUUAAAUGGAAACAAAGCCUGAAGGAACAUACGGAGGCAAAGCACAGUGCAGUGCCCAACUCUAACCUUAUAAUGGAGUUGCCAAGCUGGGCAUCUACAUAUCUGACUAAUAUUGACUGACUGUUUUUUUUGUUAUUCUGUUAAACCUCUUUUAAAAUAUAUAUUUGAUCUUCUACCACUUUUUAUUUAGACAGCCAAAAACACAGGGGGCGACAGGAAACUGGUAGGGUGGACACGGGAAACUGGUAGGGUGGACACGGGAAACUGGUAGGGUGGAUGACACAGGAAACUGGUAGGGUGGAGGACACAGGAAACUGGUAGGUUGGAGGACACAGGAAACUGGUAGGGUGGACACGGGAAACUGGUAGGGUGGACACGGGAAACUGGUAGAGUGGACACGGGAAACUGGUAGGGUGGAGGACACAGGAAACUGGUAGGGUGGAGGACACAGGAAACUGGUAGGGUGGACACGGGAAACUGGUAGGGUGGAGGACACGGGAAACUGGUAGGGUGGACACGGGAAACUGGUAGGGUGGACACAGGAAACUGGUAGGGUGGACACGGGAAACUGGUAGGGUGGAGGACACGGGAAACUGGUAGGGUGGACACAGGAGACUGGUAGGGUGGAGGACACGGGAAACUGGUAGGGUGGAGGACACGGGAAACUGGUAGGGUAGACACAGGAAACUGGUAGGGUGGAGGACACGGGAAACUGGUAGGGUGGUGGACACGGGAAACUGGUAGGGUGGACACAGGAGACUGGUAGGGUGGACACAGGAAUUGAAAACCGGUGUCCAGUGGGGAGGACGUGCGAUUGGCUGCGAGUGUUAACACUAUACAACAGGUUAUUAUUCUGUGACACUUGGAAGUUCAUUUCUAAUAUUCUCAUAUGGAAAUGUACUAAAGAGUUCCAGCACGUGGAUCAUAUCCUGCAGAAAUCCAUUCCGUUUCUAUCUGCAUAAAGUAAAUUUACUUUCUGAACUAAACUUCCAUUAACAGCAAAGAUACACACUUCUCUGGAAAAUGUUAUGUGCAUAAUGAUGUCAUUUCACCAGACUGCACACGUGUCUGCUUAAUGUAGCUCUUUCUCUGGAAAAUGUUAUGUGCAUAAUGAUGUCAUUUCACCAGACUGCACACGUGUCUGCUUAAUGUAGCUCUUUCUCUGGAAAAUGUUAUGUGCAUAAUGAUGUCAUUUCACCAGACUGCACACGUGUCUGCUUAAUGUAGCUCUUUCUCUGGGACAUGUUAUGUGCAUAUUGAUGUCAUUUCACCAGACUGCCCACGUAUCUGCUUAAUGUAGCUCUUUCUCUGGGACAUGUUAUGUGCAUAUUGAUGUCAUUUCACCAGACUGCACACGUAUCUGCUUAAUGUAGCUCUUUCUCUGGGACAUGUUAUGUGCAUAUUGAUGUCAUUUCACCAGACUGCCCACGUAUCUGCUUAAUGUAGCUCUUUCUCUGGGGGAUUUGGGAUGUUUUACUUGUGCUUCCUGUGACUGUGUUUAUAUGUGUAUAUUUAUAUUGUAUUAUACAGGGCACAUUGGAAAGAGAGACCUAGGGUCUCAAUAUGUCUUCCCAGGUCAAAUAAAGGUAAAAACAUCACUAAUAAUAAUGACCUGGUUUUAAAAAGUAGAGGAUGGACAUAAGGGAAGGCUGUUGUCUGUAUUAACCAGUGGUCUACUAUAAUGCAGGGUAUAAUGUAAAGUAAAAAUAAAAUAAUGACAAGAUAAGCACAUUUUUAUUUAGGUUUUUAUUCACCGUGCAGACAAUGGGUUCCAUCAGCUUGUUGCUAUGCACUGGGUUCCAUCAGCUUGUUGCUAUGCACAUCCAUCCAUGUCAAUUAUAUGGCAUGCACAGGUUCAUGAGGUCAUCCACCAUCAAUUGACUGUUGGCACGGGAACAACAGAUAGUCCUUACUGCUGUUAGUCCAUACAAACACAUUGAAUAACAGAUAGUCCAUACAAACACAUUGAAUAACAUAUAGUCCUUACUGCUG
Oncorhynchus kisutch (coho salmon) is the source of this 3782-nucleotide messenger RNA. RefSeq names its product zinc finger protein OZF-like. Gene Ontology annotation, biological process: regulation of transcription by RNA polymerase II. The record is from RefSeq and is a predicted model, not a curated record. Gene Ontology annotation, molecular function: RNA polymerase II cis-regulatory region sequence-specific DNA binding; DNA-binding transcription factor activity, RNA polymerase II-specific. The coding region runs from base 222 to 1910 and encodes 562 amino acids. The transcript is spliced from 3 exons. NCBI's taxonomy places the organism in Eukaryota, Metazoa, Chordata, Actinopteri, Salmoniformes, Salmonidae.